UAUUAAUUGUGCGGAAUAAAGUGAGUCGUCCCGCGAGAUUUAGUCGAUGUUUUGCGGCUAAAGAGUGUGGUUCGCGCGAAACGUUCAAGAAAGAUAAACUGUUGAACUGGAGCAGUCCAAGGGAUUCAGAAUACCAGUAUGUUAGCCUCCGCUUCCGUCCGUCUGGCGCUGUUCGCCGUGAUAAGCUCGCAGACUCUGCAGCUCCAGGCUGCACCGUUCCCAGGAAUCGAGAAUGCUGCCUUCACCAGCCAAGAUUUAUUGGCCGAGGAAUCGGCGCCAGUACAGCACAAUCGGCACCGUCGCCAUCACGGGGACGGCAAUUACCACGAACACCACCACCACAAGCGGCACUGGGAUCACCAUUUUCCGGGUCCCGACUGCCAUCACCAUCACCACGAAGGAUUUGGAUUUGAGCAUCCACCACAUGGACCGCCAACCUAUGGGCCACCACCCCACAGAUUCGAGCCACAUGGCUUCGAACCGUUUCCAAACACCUUUGGAGCCCCGGAAUAUGAGGAGCACCAGCGGCCCUUUAAGGCGGAAUUGGAGCCUUUCAAAGAAGACAACGCGGGAUCGAGAUCCCAAGAGACCCCCAGACAGCCCGGCCCAAAUAGCGUAGCUCCACCACCCGCAGCUCCCACUACUCCGACCCCAACCAGCACCACCACCACCAGCACCACUAGCAGCACCACCACAUCCACCACUGCGGCACCCAUCAGCUCCACCACCACUGAAGAACCCGCUCUGGCCAUCGACAUUCGCAUUGGCUAACGACCUAGACUUUAGCCUCGAUUCUAUUUUAUAUCUUGUGACAUUAAAGUUGCUACCCAAACCACAA
Messenger RNA from Drosophila rhopaloa, 838 nucleotides. RefSeq names its product protein hunchback. Bases 139 to 771 code for a protein of 210 amino acids. The record is from RefSeq and is a predicted model, not a curated record. NCBI's taxonomy places the organism in Eukaryota, Metazoa, Arthropoda, Insecta, Diptera, Drosophilidae. The transcript is spliced from 4 exons.